Molecule: messenger RNA, 1705 nt
Organism: Durio zibethinus
Lineage: Eukaryota; Viridiplantae; Streptophyta; Magnoliopsida; Malvales; Malvaceae
Product: pumilio homolog 12-like
Biological process (GO): post-transcriptional regulation of gene expression
Cellular component (GO): cytoplasm
Molecular function (GO): mRNA binding
Source: RefSeq, a predicted model, not a curated record
GUGAGGAUUCCUUGCUAAACAAGUAUUUAGCUCUCUCUUUGUACAAUACUUGAAUUCCUAGUUCUAAACCAACUUGUAAUCUUGAGCUAACCCUUCAAUUAAUCCUACACAAACUUGAACAAUUUCGAGUAUUAUAAGUAGGAAAAUUUGCUUCAUAUCUCAUUUAUUGGUUUCCUUCUCUCUGCUUCUUGUUUCCUCUUGUUCUUCUUGUUUCUUGUUCUGCAAGUUCCAUGGAGAACUCUGCUGCUGAUCCUAAAAGUACCCUCAACACAACGGCUUUCAUGGGUUGUACUUCUCUUGAAACCCUUCAGCGUUCUUUUGGGAAUCUUCAUGUGAAGAAUGGCUUGGCUAUUGCUCCUCAGGCUCAGGGCAAAAGGGUUUCUUCAUCUUUGCCUCUGAAUGGUUCUUUAACAGGCGUCUUGCCUGGUCUAUUGAGCAACAGAGAAAGCAUUCUGGAUUCUUCAAAAAUAUUGAAUGUCGGCCAUGGUUUUGGUGCACCAUACCCGUAUAGUUUGGCAUCACCGGAACGGAAGGAUUCCAUGUUCAAUAAUGUUAACUUGAUCGGUAGUUUUUCUAAUGGAAACCCCGGCCUUCCUUCUCAUCCUGAAGCAAGUUCUAAUGUUUUCUGGACUCAACAGAGGAUCAAUGGCAAUGUGCGCCCGCGAGUUAGUAGGAUUAUUACACUGGCCAUGACUGAAGAUGGCUCAAAAUAUUUGCAGGAUUUGUUGUUGAAGGACUCGAGUAUCAGGAAACUGAUAUUUGAAGGGGUUAUUGAGUACAUAUUCCAGCUGAUGACCAACCAAUAUGGACGCUAUCUAUUUCAAAAGCUGAUUGAGUUAGAAGAUCAAAACCAGUUGGGGAUGAUUAUGGAGAAACUAGCAUCCUCUUGUGGAGCCAUCUUCGAUGCAUCAAUUGAUAAAUAUGGCAGUUAUUCAAUGAAGAAGCUGAUCAAAGUGCUAGAGAAAUCACCAUUGGUUACUGAGGUUGUGAAAGCUUUGUGCAACAAAUUCUGGGAACUGAUGGUCAAUCAAACAGGACAAAAUGUUAUAAUGGAGUGCCUAGACACUGUUGAUUCUCAGAAGAAUGAUUUUCUAUACAUUGAAGCCAUCAAUAACUGUCUCCAACUAGCCACACAUGAGAGAGGAUGUGCAUCCUUGAACAGUUUCAUCUCCCGCAUCAAAGGUCCCCGAAGAGAUGAACUCCUGAACUUGAUAUCUGAUCAUGUGGUGUACCUGGCACAAGAUCCUGCAGGGAACUUUGUUGUGCAGUGCGUUCUGGAACUCCAUAAUCCUGCCAUUAUCGACAAAAUUUGCUCCAACCUGAAAGGUUACUAUGUAAAACUAUCAAUUCAGAAAGGAGGAAGUCAUGUAGUAGAGAAGUGCUUGAGAUCAGCAGGGAUGGAUCAUGUGGUAAUUGAAUUUCUUCAGAGCAAUCAACUUUUCCAAGUUGCCAAGGAUCAGUAUGGAAACUAUGUGCUCCAAACAGCUUUAAGAGAGACAAAGAAAACAUGUAGUCCACUUCAUGAAAGUCUUGUUGUGAAACUUCAGCAACAUCUUAACCGUCUUCAGCAUGGAUAUGGAAGAAAUAUCCUCACAUUGAUGACAGCUACAGUUCAACAAAGCAUGAUAUGAUCUGGAAACAAGCCUCAUAUCUUCUUCUUUUCAUGCAAAGUAAAUAUCUGCAUACAAUAUGUUCUUUGUUCAAA